AUGUCAACUCUAAUUAGUUAUCAAAAGGCCUACCUUACAAAGGGAACGUCGUUUCCCGGGAACCUUGCAACCUUCCGGUUCCCGGGAAACGGCCGCAUCGGCCCGCUUCGUCACCGUCGGUUCCCGCAACCAAGCCUUUUUCUUAUUCUUUCUUUCAGAAGGGCUUGCGCUAUCGAGAGAGUACCAAAUGCUGACGGUGACGAAGGUUACCGACUUUCGGUGGACGCGGAGCCAACGAGUUCAGUCGAAGAGCGUAACGAGUCUAAGGUUACAGAAGCGUUCGCCAACUUUGAUAGGUAUAGCAUUGCGAGCAAAUAG
Eruca vesicaria subsp. sativa (arugula) is the source of this 318-nucleotide messenger RNA. NCBI's taxonomy places the organism in Eukaryota, Viridiplantae, Streptophyta, Magnoliopsida, Brassicales, Brassicaceae. The record is from the annotation of a GenBank genome assembly.